CAAACACUCCAUUUCUAUCGAUCGAUCCACAUCAAGCCUGACUGCUACCAACGCAUGCGCAACCCCGUACGAAUUGGGACAGAGUAUCGGUCAGGUUCCAAGCAAAAGAGAACCCUAGGGUUAGGGUUUUGGGGACGCGAUGGUGAGGAAGGGCGAGGCGGCAGCGGGCAAGACCAAGGCACCGGCAUCGAAAUCCAAGGACGCUGCGAGAUCAGGUACUGGUCCCUCUGCUGCCGAUCUACUGCUCGCCAGCAUUGAGAAGAAAUCCGAGAAGAAUUCCGAGAAGAAUUCCGCGAGCAAGAGCAAGCCCAAGGCCGCAGCUCCUCCGACGAGCUCGUACACAGCUGGGAUCGACUUGCCGCCGUCGGACGACGAGGAAGACGAGGUCGAUAGCGGCGACGAGGUGAAAAAGGAUGCCGGUCCAAGGCACGCGCGGGCUCUCAAUCUCUCCGUCACGGACAAGGAUCAGAAGAAGCGGGACAAGAAGGAGCAGCUCUUGGCCAUGGCCGCGAUGGCUGCCAAGCAAGAAGCUCUCAAGGACGACCAGAACGCGUUCUCGGUGGUGAUUGGGACCAAGACGGCUGUCUUGGAAGGAGAAGAAGCUGCCGAUGCCAACGUGAAGGAUAUCUCGAUCGACAACUUCUCCGUCUCUGCCCGAGGCAAGGAGCUGCUAAAGAAUGCGUCGGUGAAGAUCUCGCACGGCAAGAGAUACGGCCUUGUUGGUCCAAACGGCAAGGGAAAGUCGACGCUCUUGAAGCUCCUGGCGUGGAGGCAAAUUCCAGUCCCGAAGAACAUCGACAUAUUGCUGGUGGAACAGGAGAUUGUUGGAGACGAGACCCCUGCGAUACAGGCGGUGGUGGCUGCCGACCAGGAGCUUGUCAAGCUCAGGCAAGAGGCCGAGCGCUUAGAGAAGCUCUCCCUCGAGGAUGACAAUGAGGAAGACGAAGGAGGAGACAACAACCAAGAGCAGCUGACAACUGUGUAUGAGAAGCUACGUGGUCUUGGAUCAGAUGCUGCCGAGUCUCGCGCCUCGAAAAUUCUAGCCGGGCUGGGUUUUAACAAGGACAUGCAAGUCCGAUCGACGAAGUCUUUCAGUGGUGGGUGGAGAAUGCGAAUCUCUCUCGCGAGAGCUCUUUUCGUCCAGCCGACGCUGCUUCUUUUGGACGAGCCUACGAAUCAUUUGGACCUGCGGGCUGUGCUCUGGCUAGAAGAGUACCUGAUGCGGUGGAAGAAGACGCUGGUGGUCGUUUCUCACGACCGAGACUUUCUCAACUCCGUCUGUACCGAUAUCAUUCACCUCCAUGACGAGCAGCUCCACGUCUACAGGGGCAAUUUCGAAGCGUUCGAGCAGGCGUACGAGCAGAAGAGGACGGCAAACAACAAGAAGUUCGAGACGUUUGAGAAGCAGGAGAAAGCAGCCAAGCGCAGUGGAAACAGGGCAGCGAUGGACAAGGUGAAGGACCGAGCCAAGUUCGCCGCAGCCAAAGAGGCCAAAUCGCGAGGUAAAACGAAGGCCGGGGCAGCAGCGGAGGACGAUGCCGUGGUCGAGAAGCCGCGCAAGUGGAGAGACUACACCGUAGAGUUCCAUUUCCCGGAGCCAACGGAGCUCACACCGCCGCUCAUGCAGCUCAUCGACGUCCAGUUCAGCUACCCGAACAGAGACGACUUCAGCCUCAAGGAAGUGGACGUGGGGAUAGACAUGGGAACCAGGGUGGCGAUCGUGGGACCGAAUGGCGCUGGCAAGUCGACGCUGCUCAACCUUCUCGCCGGCGAUUUGAAGCCGACACAGGGCGAGGCGAGGCGGAGCCAGAAGCUGAGAAUAGGGAGGUACUCGCAGCACUUUGUGGAUCUUCUCACCAUGGACGAGACGCCCGUCCAGUACCUGCUGAGGCUUCAUCCCGAGCAGGAAGGGCCGAGCAAACAGGAGGCAGUGCGUGCCAAGCUGGGCAAGUUCGGGCUCCCAAGCAGCAACCAUCUCACUCCAAUCGUCAAGCUCUCGGGGGGACAGAAGGCUCGGGUGGUUUUCACGUCCAUCUCGAUGUCCCGGCCUCACAUUCUACUGCUGGACGAGCCGACGAAUCACCUGGACAUGCAGAGCAUCGACGCGCUGGCGGAUGCCUUGGACGAGUUCACGGGCGGCGUGGUGCUCGUCAGCCAUGACUCUCGGCUCAUCUCCAGGGUGUGCGAGGAGGAGGAGAAGAGCGAGAUCUGGGUGGUGGAGGACGGCAGCGUGAGGCGCUACCCGGGAAGUUUUGAGGACUACAAGACCGAGCUCAUCAAGGAGAUUGUCGCCGAAGUGGAGGAAUAGACACACACACCCCACCAGGCUAGUAUAGGUCCAACUGCGUUGUGUUUAAAGAGACAAUAAGAUCAUCCUUUGCUGAUGUGCUA
Molecule: messenger RNA, 2391 nt
Organism: Selaginella moellendorffii
Lineage: Eukaryota; Viridiplantae; Streptophyta; Lycopodiopsida; Selaginellales; Selaginellaceae
Product: ABC transporter F family member 4
Exons: 2
Coding region: 140-2308 (722 amino acids)
Molecular function (GO): ATP binding; ATP hydrolysis activity
Source: RefSeq, a predicted model, not a curated record